Molecule: messenger RNA, 5113 nt
Organism: Cladocopium goreaui
Lineage: Eukaryota; Dinophyceae; Suessiales; Symbiodiniaceae
Source: the annotation of a GenBank genome assembly
AUGGUGAAAGAGAAGACUGCCAUGGGCGAACGCCUGACGGUGGAGCUGCGGCAUUUGGCCCAAGAGAUUGCGGCCAAUGAGGCCACGUUGGCCAAAGCGGCGGUGUUGCGAAGGGAUCAGCGGAAGACCUUUGCGGAGGACGAGAAGUCGCUAAAGGACAAUAUCGAUGCAGUGACUCAGGCCUUGAGCAGCUUCAACGGCACCUCGCUACUACAGUCGCGUAGCCAGGUCAUGUCCAGGUUGCGACGUGUGGUGGAAAGCAACUACGCCAAGCUCAAGUCCAAGACCACCAGGGGUGAUCGUAUGUUGCUGGAGGAUUUUCUGAAGGAGCGCAGCGAUGGAUUUUCCGGCACCGGUUUCCUACAGGGGAAGGCCAAGGUGGCCGGCCCCGCUGAGACAGUCGCGGGCAUGUUGCAGGCCAUGGCAGACGACUUCAGCACUGAUCUGAAGGAGGAACAAGAUGAAGAUGCCAAGCUGGAAAAAAGCUACAAGGCCUUGGUCGCUGCCAAGGGCAAGGAGGUGACGGCAGGCAAGGAGCAAGUCACGAGCAAGGAACAGCAAAAGGCAGAUGCCAAGCAGAAGGUCAUCUCUGGAAAGGAAGACAUCAGCAGCGCGACCACUUCCAAGGCAGAGGCGGAGGAGUUCCUGAGCACAGCCCAGGCGAAGUGUGCCAAAGCCCAGGAGGGCUUUGCGGGACGCUCGGCGGCUCGCAACGAGGAGCUCACGGCUGUUGGACAAGCCGUUGAGGUGCUGAGCAGCGAAAAGGCCAAGACUUUGGGCGAGAAGAAAUCCACGUCCUUCCUGCAACUCGCCUCCACGCCUUCCAGCGCUGCCGCGGCCGCCGCGGCCGCCGCGCUGGCGGCAACAGGGCGACGCCUCGGAAAACAGGAAUUGGUCUCUUUGAGCUUGCGAUUGAAAGCGGGCAGUUUCGACAAGGUGAAGGAAGCGAUCGAGGGCAUGAUGCGCGCCUUAAAUCAAGAGCAAAAGGAUGAGGUUGAGAAGAACGAAGCAUGCAACAAGGACUUUGAAGACAACACUGCAUCCACAGAUGAGAAGACACAACAGCAAGAGAUGAGCAAAGGUCAAAUUGGUGAAUGGAAGCAGGAGAUUGCAGCAGUGGAGUCGGAGAUCUCCAAAUUGAAAGGAGAGGUGAAGGAUUUAGAAGAGCAGAAAAAGGCAGCCACUGAGACCAGGGCCAAGGAGAACAGCGAGUUCGUCAGCAUGGCCGCAGACCAGCGCAUGACGCAGAAGAUCCUGGUGGAGGCACAGACUGUGUUGGAGAAGAUCUAUGAGGGCGUGUCAUUGGUGCAGGCGCGCAGCACGCGGCAAACCGUGCCUGGCUUUGCAGCCCGGGUUAUGGAAAUGCUGAAACAGUGCCGCAAGAACGCCAUGCGCUUGGGGGAAGAAGCCCUAGCAGCGGAUCAGGACUCCCGUGAAGCCUUCGAGAAGCUGUCGGGGGAGAUCGAGGAAGAACUCAGCAGCACCACCAAGGACAUUGGCAAGAAAUCCAUCGUGAAGGCCAACCUUGAAAGCGACGUGGCCGAAGCGAAACGCAGGAUGGGUCUCACUGAGGAUGAAUUGGAAAGUCUGGCAGAGACGAAAUCUGCUUUGCACAAGUCCUGCGACUUUGUGGUGAAGAACUUUGAGGCCACGCAAGCCGCGCGCGGAGCCGAGAUCCAGGCGCGGGCAGUGCUGCGCGCAGAGGUGCGCGGUCACAGUUUGUGCAUCAUGACCUCCCUGGCCAAUUUCGAUGAGGCAAACCCGCGUGGCAUGGCAGCAGAUGAUGGUGCAUCGAUUAGCUCGCCACGCUCCUUACAGGCGUGCAAGCAGGAAGGGGUUCUACCACAGGAGUUGAUCUUCAAACCUCUGGAGGCCUUCCAGGAGAAGAAUUUAUCGCCCCGGCUGGUGAAGCUCCGUUUCGACUUCUUUGAAGCCAAACGUCGGGAUCUGUUGGCGGCGGCCCGCAGGGCUCGCGAUGCCUUGCUGGCAGAUGAGAGACGAGAAAAGGAAAGUUCCCAGCAACAGCUAGCCUUGGUCUCCAAGGAGAGCGGCCUGUCGAAAGGCGCCAUCUUGGCCUUGAACAGCGACACGCUGAAGAUGGAGCGACAGAAGCUGCUGAGGGCCCAGGAGAACGAAAGAAAUUGGUUGAAGAGCGCCUUGCAGUGCGAGCUGAACCAAUUGAAGCAGCUGGAGUCGGCGAAUCAGUUCCUCAGCAACGAAGCCGCCAAUCAGGAGGAUGCCAUGCGCGAACACUCGCGGAAGAUGAAGGAGUUGAACGACAAGCGCGCAGCGGAGGAGGAACGGAAGCAGUUGGAGAUGGAAGCGCGGCAGAAGUUGGAGAAACAGUUGGCCAAGGAAGAGUUUCAUAAGCAGCAGUUGGAGAUGAAGAACAAGCAGAAGCUGGAGUUGCAGCGGCAGAAGGAGGCCUACGAACGUCAGCUCCGUGAGGCCGAGCGCAAGCGCGAGAUGGAGCGGGAGAAGGCCGAGAAGCGCGAGCAGGAGUUUAAGGACCUCCAAGCCAGAAAGGAUGAGAUGAAAGCGCAGGACCAAAGACGAACAGAUUUGAUGGCACAAAAACAGGAGCAGUUCCAGGACCUGCUCCGAGAACGAAAGGAAGCGCGAGACAUGCGUAUCUACAACAGCAUCUUGGCCAAUCAGGAGUUGGAGCAGAAACGUCGCGACGACUUCGAGAAGAAACAGAUGGACGACAUGGUCCGUGAGGAGCGUCUGAUGGCCGAGGCCGCGCGACGUUCUGAAGAAACGGCCAAGAAGCAGUUCCGCACGCUGAUGAAGCGGCAGAUGAUCAAGGAGGAAGCCAUGCGACGAGCUGAAGAGCGACGGAGCGCCAUCUUGGAUCAGCAAGAGGAGACGGAAUACCGACUCAUGGAACAUGAAGCCAAGAAGGAAAGAUACCUUGAUUUCAAGCGCGAGCUGGACGGCUUACGCUCCAAGAACAAGGAGAUCAACGUGGAACGCCAGAGACGGCGCGAGGAGCACGAGCGCGAAUCCAUCGCGGACUCGGUCAAGAAGAAGGACGAGAAGAUCGAUCAACUCAACGCCGAGCGGCAGAGGAUGUGGGAGCUGCGCCGCGCCGCGCAAGCGGAGGCCUACAAGGCGCGCGAGGCGGUGAAGACGGAGAUUCUGAGGCAGCGUAUCGCCUCGGCCUUCGAUUCCAAGAAGUUGGAGUCCAAGUCGCCUGGCGGAAAAGGUGGCUCCAAUGCCACAGGAUGCCAGUCUGAUAAGUUGGUCGCUGAGGUUGGAAAACCUGAUGAAGAGCGUGGAACGGUGGAACCCUGCGAAGAGUUGCCAGCAUGGCGCUCCCUACUGCCCACCUUGCCCCAAAGGCCCGUGGCCCCGCCACCUCCUGCAACGGCUCCGCAGGGCGAGCCGCCUCCACCAGAGAACGACACCGACCUGCCGGAGAAACUGCCGGGGAUCGAGGUUGUAGGUGACGAGCUUUGGUUUUCCCAUGUGCCAACCCGGCGAUCGCUACGUGAGCGCGUCAUCGCCGCCCACGCAGCGCAAAAGAUCUUAGUGGCCAGUCCUGCCACGGAGAUCAAGCGCAUUUGCCCCGGACCUGGGCGCAUCCUGGGAGCGGGCGCCGUUCUGCGUUUGGGUGGCUCCCUGCUGGGAGGCUAUGGCGAGGCGGAUAUCAACUACGCCUACCGUCAGCUCUCACGAGCCUUGCACCCGGACAAAAAUCCUGACAUCCCAGAGGCGCACGACGCCUUCAAGCGCCUGACGGAUGCCUCUGCGGAGCUCAAAGAAGGUCUGGAAGAGCAACGCAGUGUGCUACGCGCCAUUUGCCUCGUCAUGGGUACGGUGGUGACGCCUGAGAUGACCGAGCGGCCGCAGGAAGCACUCUUCGCAGAGGCGACUCGGAUGCUUCAUGCCGUCCUGGCCCUCACGGGUGAAGGGGAGGUACCAGGUCCCGCCUUGUCAAGGUCACUGGUCACCUUUACUUCCUCGACCUCGUGGACCAAUUGCAGACCGCAGGUUCUGCUGUCCGAGUGGUUCGACCAGAAUCGUUUGUUGGACCUUUUUGCGGGAAUGUCUUUGCGCACGGCUUACGACUGUGCACCCAAGCGCUACCGAGCGCAGUUCCUGUGCGCCUUGAAUCGUCUUACGAUGGCGGAAGCCAAAAGGAACAACGACUGUGUCCGUGGUAACUGGCAUUCCGUCAUGAUGCAAUACCCUGAGAUGGGGCUCUGGCGCGACCUCCGCGACAAGAUCAAGUUGCGGGUGUGGACGCCUGACGUUGAGCUUGGCGGCUCCAAGCCGCGGCGAGGUAGUAUGUGGGAUGACGAGGAGGGAAAGCGAACCUCCAGCUGGGCAGCAGCGUGGAGAGAAAGGAUUCGCAAGGUCCUCCCUCGCGGGAUCGAUUCCUUCGUGGGCGCCGCGGACAAAGAGGUCCGCGCCAUGGCGUCUGCGCUGUGGAAAGAUCUGGCUGAGUGGGUGCUGAAGGAUGAAGCUACUGGGCCGCGAUUCCUGAGCCUCUUCAGAGCGGAGCCACCCUUGGCACCGGAUGGCACCGAGGCUCCCCAGCUGGACGAGUGGGCCUUCGUUCCCGCCUCGGACAUUUUCCUGGUGGUCGGCGAGGGCCUGGUGGGCAUCAGCGCAGAGGGCCUGGGGGUCGAUGCCAAACCUGGCCAUGACAGGAUGACCUUCGAGGAAGCCAUGGCAGAAAAGAAGGAAGGUGAAGAGGAGGAGAAGGAAAAGAAAAAGAACCAGGACAGAGACAAAGAUGGAAAAGACAGAGGUAAAGACAAGGAGAAGGACAAGGACAGAAGUAAGUCAAGAGACGAUAGAAAGAAAUCCUCCAAAGACAAGGAUGGAAAGCCGUCGAAUGACCCAGACUUCAACUGGGAAAAGGUCUGGCGUGAGCGUGUCAACACCAACAAGAACCGACCCCGAGCAAGAUCUCCGUCUAACCCCCGACGGAGAUCGCGCGAGCCACGGCGCGAGCGUGACUCGCGGUCGCGCAGACGCUCCAGGUCUCGACGGGCACGAGAUCGAUCGAGGGACAGGCGAAGACGCCUUAGUCCUUCGAGAUCACGGUGAGUUCCGACGUGACGCAACUGGUUUCUAGGGAAAGACAUGGAGAAUUGAGAAA